AUGAGUGAAAGAUUAAGGUGGGAAUCUCCACUUCUUUUUACUAACAUCUUUCAUGCAUUUCAAACAUUAUUUUCUACUGGGGAUUUAUUUUUUAGUUGCAAUGAUACUUUGACAAUGAUUACUGAACAAGCUCAAAAAGCAAAACAAAGUUAUAUAAUUAAAAAUGUAGAGCCAAAACCAAAUGUAUUAUAUUGUGGAAGAAGUUUAAAAGAGAUAUUAGAAUCUGAAGGAAGACCUUAUUAUCAAUUACCUCGUAUAAUAGAAAAUAUUUUGGUUUAUUUGUACAACAAAGGAUGUACUACCCAUGGAAUUUUUAGAGAAACUACUAAUGCAAGUACCAAAGAUGUUGAAGAAAUUUACCACCGAAUGAGUGUUACUGACUUUGAAGAUCUUCCACCUGAUGUUGUUGCUAAUGUAUUUAAAAAGUUUUUAAGAGAGAUGAAAGAAAAAGUAUUUCCAUAUGAAGUUUCAAUGUAUUUAUUAAAAGAAUGGCAAAAAGGAAGAGCAAAAACAAGAACAACUUCAGCAGAAAAAAGAAAAAUCAUUCUUGAAGCUAUUAGAAAGAUGCCACCAGAAAACGUUACAUUAUUAAGAA
Entamoeba nuttalli P19 is the source of this 595-nucleotide messenger RNA. Its product is annotated as RhoGAP domain containing protein. The record is from RefSeq and is a predicted model, not a curated record. Gene Ontology annotation, biological process: signal transduction. The annotation marks the transcript as partial. Lineage: Eukaryota; Evosea; Mastigamoebida; Endamoebidae. The transcript has a single exon. Gene Ontology annotation, molecular function: GTPase activator activity.